ACAACUUCCCAAAAACGCCAAAUUACCGUGAUGCGGAAAAAAAACCCCCAAUUAUGCAUAACAUGAACACAAACACCAACAUGACGUCAUUAGUCACAUCACGAGCUAGAGAUAUAUUUCUAUGGUCUUCAAGAUCUUAAGAUUCUCCCGGAAGCUAUCGGUUCUGGAGGAUUCUCUUCUGUUUAUGUUGCAUAUUGGAAGAAUACAUCAGUAAAGUAUGCGAUUAAAAAAUUUAAAGAAACUUCUAAGGAAGAAGAAAUCAAUAACGAAAUUAAGAUUAUGAAAAUAGCUUCUCACCAUCCAAAUAUCAUUCGAUUUUAUGGAAUUACAAAAUUGCAAUACGAAAAUAAAUAUUCACUUGUUCUUGAAAGUGCGGAUGAUGGAACACUAAGAGAUUAUUUAAGGAAUGAUGCUAUAACUUUUAAAUGGAAGGAACAAUUAAAAUUUGCCAAGGAGAUUGCAAGUGCGAUUUUAUGGUUACAUGAUGAUAAGGGAAUCGUACACCAGGAUCUUCAUCCCAAUAAUGUCUUAAUUCAUCAAAAUACGAUUAAAUUGGCAGAUUUCGGCCGUUCAUCUCUAAAAGGAACAGAUUGUUAUAAUACUGAAGUAUGGGGUAUAAUGCCUUAUGUGGACCCUAAAGCACUUAAUCGAAACAUUCCAUAUAAGAUCAACGAAAAAUCUGAUAUAUAUAAUUUGGGAUUUUUAUUCUGGGAGUUAACUAGUCGCAAGCCAUCUUUUGAUGGUCUUGAAAAUGAUCAUAUUACAAAUAAAAUACUAAGUGGUAAGAGAGAAGAACCUGUUUUGGACACGAAUGUUAAAUUUAUUGAACUUUAUCAAAAAUGUUGGAAACACGAACCAGAUGAACGACCAAAUAUUUCUCAAGUAAAUUCAGAACUUAAUAGUAUUGAUUCUAAAAACAAUAACGCAUCUAUUGUUCCUUAUGAAAGAGAAGAAAGUAAAAAAACGAAGUUUGUACAUUCCUGUCAAAUUGAUUUAAACAAGAUUUAUCAACAAAAUUAGAUUAUUUUUCUUUGAUAUUUCGUUGUCAUUAUAACAACUCCUCCUGUUCAAAUAGAGUAUUUAUUAUUAUUUUUUUUUUAUCUUGAAAUUUUCACGAACGUUCACAUUUAUUUCUUUUUAGAGUAAAAUAAAAGCUAAAUUUUUAUUGUAUAAUACACU
Molecule: messenger RNA, 1179 nt
Organism: Rhizophagus irregularis DAOM 181602=DAOM 197198
Lineage: Eukaryota; Fungi; Glomeromycota; Glomeromycetes; Glomerales; Glomeraceae
Biological process (GO): protein phosphorylation; signal transduction
Cellular component (GO): cytoplasm
Molecular function (GO): ATP binding; protein kinase activity
Source: RefSeq, a predicted model, not a curated record